AUGAUCACGUCAUGGAGGUCUACAGUCGGAAGGCAUUUUCGCGUAAAUGGUAACUCACGGACAGUGGAAGCAUUACGUACAAUUGUUGAUGAGAAUGGCAGCUAUUGGCAUUUGGGUGAAUUUUCGAGUUUAGUUGGGGACUCAGAUCGUUCAGUUGAUGUCUUCUCUGUUGCUAGUCUUCUAAAACUAUAUUUAAGAGAAUUACCAGGAGGAUUAAUCCCAGAGAAUACUACUUCAUUAUUUCUGAAAGUUUAUUCACAAUAUCGAUUUAAACAGGAGGCAUAUUUAAUUCAGUUGGAGAAUUUAAUUGCUCAGUUGCCAGUAUCAAAUUAUACUUUAUUAAAGCAUUUAUGUCAAUUUUUACGUCGUGUCUCUAUUUAUCAGACAGAAAAUAAAAUGUCGACUGAAUCACUGGGUAUUGUAUUUGGACCUAAUGUAUUUGCAUUUACACCUGAAGAUUUAGGUUAUCGUGAACAGAAUUCAAUCAAUCAUAUCAUGAGUUUUUUAAUUGAACAAUCCGGUCAAUUGUUUCGUAUGAUUGCGCCAAGUUGUGAAAAUGUAAAAACUUUAGGAAAUUCAUCAGACAGUUGUUCACAGAUUCCACGUAUCCCACAUAGUGCUGCUAAUUCUCUUGUUGCUGAUGUACCUGAUGACAAGAAGUACAAAGAAAAAUUUGGAAAUGAACCUUCAGAGAAUUUAUCCGAUAUAAAUUCUUACAAUGAUGAUAUUGAUGAAGAUGCAGAGGUUGUUAAAACUGAAAGUUCUACCAAAUCAACUACAAUGGCUGCAAGAAAUCGAGUUUCGAAUACUUAUUGUUCUACUUCACGAGUUGAUAUUAUGAUGUCGUCAACAGCAGGAUCUACUCCUUCAAUCAAUGGUAAUGAUGUGUUAAAUGACAUCCAGUUAAAGUGUAAACCAUCAUCCACCUAUGAUGCUAUAUCAACAUAUCUUGAAAUGGCUAUUCGAUCAUGCAUUGAAGAGCAUUUAUUUCAUGAACAAUUAUCAGAUUGGAAAGUGUCUAAUACUGUAGAGGAGUUGAACAAUACUACUGUUGCUACUCAUAUGAAUUACACAUCAAAGCCAACUGGUUGGGAUACUGCGAUGAAAAAAAACGAUCGUUUGAAUAACAACACUAUGUUCCCAGUGUCUGAGGUUCGUGCAGCAAUCAAGCAAAUUAAGUCAUCUAGUAAACAAUCCGAUGGAUAUAUAUCUACUCAUAAGUCUAUUGGUGAUGUGGUUCCAAUAUCAGAUCAAAAUGACUUUUCUUCUGGUUGUGGUGCAGAUAAAGGCAAUCUAUCUCCACACCAUAGAGAUGUAAACAUUGCGAAGUCUGUCGACUGUACUACUAACAAUGGAGCUAAUAACAUGAAGAUGAUAUCUUCGACUUUGUCUUUCAAUCAGUCUUCCGAUAAAUGGCCUGUCUAUAAGGAUCAUGAUGAAGUUAAAGUUUAUAUGAGAGAACUUCGAUCACCUGGUUCUGGUCUAGCUUCUAAACCUUCACUUGAAUCCAACAAUAUGACGGAGAACCAAAAUACAUCUGAUCAAAUAGGUUAUAAUGGAUCAACUGUUGAAAGUACAUUUUUAUUACUGUCAAAUCGAUUAACAGAGAAACGUCUGACUGCAAAUCGUCCUGAAGCUCUUCAUUUGAUGACUCCUAAACAAAUUGAAGCUGAAAAAUUGGCCUUACAGAAAGCUUUGUUGUAUUUUGAAAAUCUUCAUGGUCGACCAAGAGAACGUCAAGAUCGUAUCACUAUGAGGCCAUUGUAUAAUCGAUAUCGUAGUGUUAAACGCCUGUUGAACAGUCUACAAACAAAUCAAAAUCCUAAUUUUAUUGAACAUAUGAAUGAGGAGAAUAGUGAUACAGAGGGUCAUUUAUCUGUACCAUCUAAUGAUGAUGUUGUUCGACGGAAAUCAAUACAAUCACCGCCUAUUUUUUCUAUGAACUCUGAAGUAAUCCCAACUAAAUGUAUCCUGUCUACUGGCAACAGUACAUCUUCAUUCAAAUCAAAUAUUCCUGUCUCUUAUUCAAGUUUACAACAUAGUCGAUUAAACAAUCAUAGUUCAUCGGUAGUAUUUUAUGAUAACGGUAGUAAUAAUAAGCGUAUUCCUCCUAUGUCAUCGUCAUCUUCUGCAUUACUGUCAGUAUCAUCCAAUUUGCCACUUUAUUCCUCGAAUAUUUCGCCUCAAUUCAAUCUAGGUGAUUGUAAUCAUGAACUGAACAAUGCGUAUAUUGAUGAUGAUGACGAUGAUGAUUUUGAAGUUACUCAAAAACAGUCAAUUUCAUCAACAAUUAAAUCUAGCCACCGUUCAGAUGUUAAUAAAUUAUGCAAUCAAGUUGAUGGAUUAUUAUUAAGUACAGAAAAACAGAAUGUUAAUAAUUUCUCAGCCAAAAGACAAUCGGCUACUAAUACUAGAUUGGAUUCAAAUGGGGGCUUAUCAAAAGUACAUUCUACAUCAGAUUAUGAAACAAAGUAUACAAAUAGUGGAAAUAGUCGUAUACAAAAUAAUAAUAAUGAAUGGUUUGGUACAAUCGGGUUAAGUCGACAAAUUCAACCUGGUGGAGAUCAUGACUACUUUAUGACUACUUCUCAUUUACAAUACAAAUAUCCCAGUGAGAAUAAUCAGCGUACUAUCCAUGAAAGUCUAUCCCCUUCUGCUGGAGCAACAACACCAAUGAAGUCAAUUAAACACCCAAAUACAAAUGAUGAAUACUGUCCACCUAGUCAACAAAACAAUUUGAUCGCUUCAAAACUGUCAUGUGUUACACUCCCAACCUUAUCAUCAUCUUCAUUAUCUAAUCUGAAAAUUAAUCAAACCAACAGUUCUGAUUUGAUACGAACAAAUAUUAGUGCUGCUGUUGCAAAACAUCGUCGUCGUAUUCUCACCACUUCUGAUAAUGCUAUCAAUACUAUAUCAACAGUAGAUGAUAAAUAUAUAGAAUCAUCACAAGCUAUGUCGUCAUCAUCAGCAGCAGCAGGAGAAACAAAUUUAGCCAAUUGGUCUACUUCCGAUUUAAAGGCAGAACUGCGUAGUUUACGGGAAUCAAAACGCCAACUACAAAAAACUUUAAAAGAUUUUGAACAUGAAUUUAUUCAAGCUACCGGUCAAAAAGUGGAGCGCGCAGAUCGACUGUGUAUGCGUUCAGAAUACUGUCAAUACAAGGCAUUAAAGACACGGCUCCUUCAAUUAGAAGCUGAAUUGAAAGGUCGUUGUGCCUAA
Messenger RNA from Heterobilharzia americana, 3219 nucleotides. The record is from the annotation of a GenBank genome assembly. Lineage: Eukaryota; Metazoa; Platyhelminthes; Trematoda; Strigeidida; Schistosomatidae.